This is a messenger RNA of Eurytemora carolleeae, 1962 nucleotides long. Its product is annotated as protein C19orf12. The record is from RefSeq and is a predicted model, not a curated record. Lineage: Eukaryota; Metazoa; Arthropoda; Copepoda; Calanoida; Temoridae. The transcript has 7 exons. Bases 33 to 455 code for a protein of 140 amino acids.
UUAAUCUUAAAAUUUUUUUUCAGAAAAACAAAAUGGUGGUCAGAUAUAGAGAUAUUCUAGAACUGUUGACAGUGCUAAGUGAUGAAAAAGGGAUCCAGGUCACUCUGAGACAGUCCCUGAAGGGAGGCCUGAUAACUGGUAGUAUUGCCAGUAUCUGUGCAUUUAUCCUCGGCCCUGCAGGACUAGCCGUUGGAGGAGCUGUCGGUGGGGUUAUUGCUGCCUAUACUGCUGAUACAUUCCGUCCUGUCUCACAGGUUAUGCAAGAGAUGACGUACAGUGACCAGGAGAGACUGGCGCUAGCAGUCAGAAGCAUAAUUUCUAAUCUGGAUGCUGGGGAUGCCCUGGAGCUUAUUGCUCUAGUUCAAGGAAACGAACUCUUAAAGGCGAGAGUAAUGGGCGAGAUGCUAAGUUUCCUGCGGAGUCAGAUGAACUUCAAUAUUCCAAACGAUUUUUAAUUUGUAUAAAUUUCAAGUGACCCUCCAUUUUUUAUGGCAUGCCCGAUUUACAAAGUUACCAUUAAAAGCUGGGUCUGGUAAAGAAUGAGAUAUCCAUGAUUUAUCGUUAAAAAUUGCUAUUUUUAUUCUAGUUUUAAUAGAUUUAAAGGAACUUGCGGAUUUCUUGACAAUGACGAAAAUCGUGAGAAUACAACAUUUGUUCAAGCUCGAAACAACGGCUGUAUCUUCCACAUUAUUGAUCAGAUGAAGGAGUAAAAGGUAUCUGUGUGAAUCGGGCUCUCUUUGAAGCGAGGGUCACUUUAAUUAAGUAAUUACAAUGACAGUCCCGUUUAAAGAAAUAUUUAAAAUAAUGUUUCCCGUUAAAACCAAUAAUGAUUUUAAAUACUUCACCAUAUUGAUAUCAUAUUUAAAACAUUAUAAUGAAUGCUGUUAUAUUUUAUAUAGAUAACAAUAUUUACACAGAUUUUAAAUGUGAAGAAAAGAUAAUCAAAAUGAAAUUUAUCUAAAAUUAAAUGUUUUUAAAUCAAAUUAGUUGUAGAAUGUAGAACAACUUUUUGCAAUAAACCUGAAGAUUAUAAAAAAGUGACCUGCGGAUUUCUUGUUUCAGAACUAUGAAGGAAAUUUUGUAAAUUAAACACUUUUUCAAACCAAAAAACUAUAUGAUCAAGGAUACCGUUGUGAACUGGACCUCCUUUAAAAUCCCAAUGAAUAUCUCUCUUUAAGUACAGGGUUACCCACAAAGUAUGAGAAUUCAGAGUAGAGUUUCUAGCGAACAAAACUUUUCGCAAAAAUUGCAAACAUUUUCGUUCGUAUUUCGCAAACUUUUCCGCGAAGUGAAAUAUCGUGAAAAUAUUUUCACGAAAAUUUAUUCGUAAAAAUUUGCGACAUUUUAUACUCAAUAUUUUGCUUUUUUUGAUGAAUUUUCGCCAAAAAGUACAAUCUAAAGAGAAUUCUGUAUUUUUUCGUGAAAUUUUCGCUCUCUUUUUUCGCAUAAUUUUUGCAUUAUUUUUUAGCGAAAUUUUCGCUUUUUUCACGAAAAAGACUGAAGCUAAAUUUCGCCAAAAAGCGAAAGUUUUCGCAUAUUUAUCGAUUGAACGAAAUGCAUUUUUUUCGCGAAAAAUGCAAAAUUUUAGCGAAACGAUUUUCGUUUCUCGCUAGAAAACCCUACUUCAGAGACCAUUGUACGAAAUUUACUCUGUCUGUUUUCGUACAUUCACGAUUCCCUGCCACUGUAAACUUUUUUGCUUCUUUGUCAAAUCAUUAAAUAAGAAUAUAUAAAUUAACUCGGGGACUGUCAUAUUUCAUGGGUUUCCGGUCGUCCAUUCAGUCUCAUCACUUGUGGGUAACCCUGUAUCAACCAAAAUUGAUUUAAUAAGAUCAUUUCGCCAUUCUUAAAGAUACAGUACAUUGUCGAUAGUGCUAUACGAUUUUAACGUAUUUACUCAUUUCCCAUGUUUUUUGUAAAUUAUAAAUGAAAAAUGAAAAUAUAUCAAAUGAAAAAUGAAAA